Molecule: messenger RNA, 3826 nt
Organism: Haliotis rubra (blacklip abalone)
Lineage: Eukaryota; Metazoa; Mollusca; Gastropoda; Lepetellida; Haliotidae
Product: GATOR complex protein NPRL3-like
Exons: 14
Coding region: 70-1860 (596 amino acids)
Biological process (GO): cellular response to amino acid starvation; TORC1 signaling; positive regulation of autophagy
Cellular component (GO): GATOR1 complex
Source: RefSeq, a predicted model, not a curated record
ACUCCAUCUCAGUUGAGCAACUGUAGUAUGUCAGUGUCAGAUGUGAUAGUUAACAGUUAACUCGUCAUCAUGGAAGACAUGGACCCUCUCGGUAUUUUUGUUGUAACAUCGGGAACACGAGGGGACCGUCUGUUAUUCCGUUACCCGUACGAAUCCGAAGACAACCGGUACACGGUAUCAAGAGUGUAUGGUCGUAAUCCAUAUGCUACACGAUCCAAGGUUGCUGAGGAUCAUCAUCGUAGCAAGAGUACUGUGAUCCCAUCAGGCAAGAAUGCCAACUUGAACUGGUUUUCAGACAAGAUUCUGGCAAAUUUGUUAGCUGUGAAAUCUUCACUCUGUAAGAAGAAGUUCAAUGUGAAGAUUGAUGAAAUUCGCUUCAUCGGUUUCCCUAUGAAGAUGUACCAUGUGGACAGCAAGCCAUCGUCAGCUGGUCACAUGAUCAUCACCGUCAAUGUUGUGUUUGCACUUAAGGCCAAGACUUGUACAUCCGCUGUUGAAAGUUACCACGACUUAGCCAAGCAGCUGUCUGUGACUGUCUGUCAUGAGGAGAGACGAUGUCAGUAUCUAUCAACACAAGCCAAGAUCAUGAUGGCUGUUCAUGAUGAGGUGGCUGCUUUGCCUGAAGAUUCGCUAGAGCCUCCCUUCAAGCUGAUACUGCAGAGAUCCCAGCUGGCCCGAGAACUCAAGUCCGUCUUUGACAGCCUGGUGUCUACUGGAGUGGUCCAGAUGCACAUCAACCGCUGGAUACAGAUUAACUUCUGUCUGCCACACAAAAUCCAUGUCAUUACUGUCGCAAACAAAGUGAUGCACAUUGAGCCUGAAGUCAUACAGAAGUGCCUAUCUUCACUAAGGCCGUAUCAUGGAUUUCUGCUGUUGGUUGAGGAGCAGGAGCUGCUGGACUCGCUCCCCAUGGACUGUACCCCCACGCUGGUCCGACUCGUCCAGAUCGCCAGUCCUUUGAAGAAUCUGCAGACAUUAGCUCUAGACGCUGACCUCAGUCUUUCACAGGUAUUUCAACUGGCGAGUCACCUUGUGUACUGGGCAAAGGCCACAAUCAUCUAUCCACUGUGUGAGACCAACAUGUACGUCCUGUCUCCCCAGGCCAACACCCAUGUCAACUCAACUCUAGCAGAGGUGUUUGUGGAGCAGUUUCCCAACUGUUCUCUCCACAUGGAGAUGUCUGAGUUCUCCCUUCCCACCCAGCUCAGGGUCAACCGGGACUUCCUGGAAAGACCCCACCAUCAGGCCAUAAGAGUGCAGAAGGUUGUGUGGAUGCUACGUCAUCGCCUGCUGAUGCAGCUGCACAUGUACAUAUUCCUCGUUCCUCCCGUACCGCGGACGGAGUGGACACAGGACAUCAACCUUCAAUCUGUCAGCGAGCUGCCCAAGGUAGAGGAGGAAUCAUGGCUGUCAUAUUUCCUGGAGGAUUCUGGUCUCAACCGCCCUCCCAGCCCGUCUGACAUUGCUUCAGUUAACAGUGAUGAGAGUAUUGGACCAGCUACUGGGGCCCAGCAACUGAGUCAGUUAUCCAAGUCUCCAUCUGUGGGAGAGAUGACAAGUGAUGGGACGGUCAUCACCGAGGAGACCAAGGCUCAGUGGAGACUGCAGGACUCACUCCUCUCGGUUGUCAGACCGGAGGUGAAAGCAGCCAUCUUGAAAUGUCCCGCCGCCAAAAACACUGAAGAUCUUAAAGUUUUUGCAAGAUUAUGUCCAUACUUUAAAGGCCAAUACCACCUGGAGGAAAUCAUGUACUUUGAGAACCUGAGACGAUCCCAGCUCAUAACGCUUCUGGACAAGUUUAAAGAGGUGCUCAUACUGUGUAGUCACCAGGACCCAGCCACUGCCUUCUAUGCUGGGUGAUUCAGAUGGGGCUGUUCAUGGUAAAGAAGACCACUUACCUUGCCAGGGUUACAACAAGUCCCCUGCAACAUAUGCUUGUCCUUGAGGUGACUGUGAGCUCAGUGAGUGUUCUGAAUGAACACAGUUGAUUGUGUAUCACUAUACCCAGACUGACUGUUCUGGACUGGAUUAUCUAUGGCAGUUGUGAUAUGGCUUGAAUUUUUCUUAACAUGCUGAAUGCGUGAUUAUGGAGACUACAACCACUACACCAUAUUGCAUUGUCACAAGAAGUCACUGACUGCAUGGAUCUCAGACUGUUGAAACAUGACAUCAUUCCAGGAACUAUUAUUGCCCAUCCAGACAUUGAGCUCAACUACCCAGUGUAUGGCACCUGAUCGUCAGUUGAAGACCGGAAUGUUGUGUAAUGACUGCAAUGCGUCCAGGUCCUGUGAUGUUGACAUCAGAUAUCCUUCACUUACUUUUAACCAGUGCCCUGAAUGCACAAUGCCAAUUACCAGUGCCCUGAAUGCACAAUGCCAGUUACCAGUGCCCUGUUCUUAUGACUGUUGGAUGUCCAACCUAACACAGAGAAGAACUACCCAAUACAUGUAUAUGGCAUCAUAGGGACACAUAUAUUGUUGCUCCAAAUCAGACUCUUGAAACAUUUCCUAAAUCCAGGGGGUGGCCUAGUGGUUAAAGCGUUUGCUUGUCACGCCAAAGGCCUGGGUUCGAUUCCCCACAUGGGUACAAUGUGUGACGGCCAUUUCGUGUGCCUCGCCAUGAUGUUGCUGGAAUAUUGCUGAAAGCGGCGUAAAACUAUAUUCACUCACUCCUAAAUCUAGGUAUCCAAACAAAGCUUUAAAACAACUCUAGUGAAUGUUGAGAACAGUUAUGUGCAGUGACUCCAUAUCUCAAACUGUUGAACUGUGUCUCCUCAAAAGCUUCCCACAAACACCUCACAAAUGUGCCAUCCUGACUUGUGAACAUACUUACCUUAAGUCUGUGGUACAAGCAGCAUUAUUGAAUACUAUUUAACAUAUUAUUGACUGGACUCAUUUUUGUCCCUUACCAUUAUGUGAAAUAGAUCGGGACACUUUAAUCUUUGAAACAUGUUUACCAAACUACACAGAUACACAGGCUGACGGCUAUUGUGAACUUGAUGGUUAAUCCUCUUUCGGGUCAUCAUGUUCAUAUUGGCAUUGUCUUUUUCAGUGUGAUAAGGUCUCAGAAAUGGUAAACCAUUGGAAACAGUCAUUUAUGACAUGGGGCUCAGAGACCAUACUACAUGCUGCCCCUAUAGGUAAUAACUCAUUUGAGUUUUAAAAAAACUGAUAAUAAUAAAAAAGAAAUCAAUGACAGCUCCGCACCACCAAACACUGCGAUGAGCGAUGACCUCACUAAACACUGUCAUAUGUGAUGACCUUCCCCAAACAUUCAUCUGCAAUGACAGCUCUGCACCACCAAAUACUGUGAUGAGCGAUGACCUCACUAAACACUGUCAUAUGUGAUGACCUUCCCCAAACAUUCAUCUGCAAUGACAGCUCCCCAUCGCCAAACAGUGUGACAAGCAAUGAGCUCACAAAACACAUUCAUGCACGAUGACCCUCACUUGUAUUCCUCAGUCUGACAACACAUGAGGAUGCAGGGUUAGAAUUAAUCCCUAAAAAUCUAUCCUGGUCACAAGAGGGAAUUUCAAUAAUCAGGUGGCGAGGCAUGGUGAGUUCUUCAAUCAUGGUUCAUUGUACCCUGAUGUAGUGGUCCAGACUUAAUUAUAUCCAGGCCAGUAUUGUAAAGCUGUAAUUGUUUCUGGAUGCAUCAUUAAACAACAAACAAGCAGUCAAAAUGUCAUUCUUAGGAUCAUCCUUUGUAAGCAUAGUGCCCACUUCACACAUGCAUCCCUGUGCAUUCUCAGCUUUUCUACCAAGUGUAGCAUCAGUUAAUUCCCUGUUUUACAUAGUAACAGCUCUUUCUGUAUUCUCUCUUACAG